Pseudopodoces humilis (Tibetan ground-tit) is the source of this 1531-nucleotide messenger RNA. The record is from RefSeq and is a predicted model, not a curated record. Lineage: Eukaryota; Metazoa; Chordata; Aves; Passeriformes; Paridae.
GCCGCGCGGGUUCUGUCGCGACAGAAUCGCGAUCGCGGCCGGCGCGGCCAUGUCGGACACCUGGAGCUCCAUCCAGGCCCACAAGAAGCAGCUGGACUCGCUCCGGGAGCGGCUGAGGCGCCGCAGGAAGCAGGACCCGCUCGGGGGCGGCGACCCUCGCCAUGAGCUGUCCCUGGCCACGCCCCCCCGCACCGGCAGCCCCGCCCCCUCCGGCCCCGCCCCUCCAGGCCCCGCCCCUGGGGGCGUGGCCUCGCUCGGCCCCGCCCCCUGCGGAGACCCCGCCCCCAGCGGGGCCGGCCCGGGGGAACAACCGGAACCGGAACCGGACCCGGCCCUGGAGCGGCGCCUCCUGCUGCACCUGUCGGACCUGGCGCUGCCGCUGCCCACCCACGCCGGAGCCAUCUGCAGGUGUGUCCCCUCCCCGCAGGGUGACGCGGCGGUGUCGCUGCGCGCGGUCGAGAGCCUGCUGCACAAGUUUGCGGCGCAGGAGCUGAUCGAGGUGCGCCGGGGGCUGCUGCAGGACGGCCCCACCCUGGUCACCUGCGCCGACCACGCCAAGCUCUCCGCCAUGACCGGCCUGGUGGCCGCCGAGAAGCGCCGGGUGAGCCAGGAGAUCCUGGAGCUGCUCAACACCACCACGGCCAAGGAGCAGUCGAUCGUGGAGAAGUUCCGGUCGCGCGGGCGCGCGCAGGUGCAGGAGUUCUGCGACCACGGCACCAAGGAGGAGUGCGUCAAGGCCUCGGGCGCCGAGCGGCCCUGCCGCCGCCUGCACUUCCGCCGCAUCAUCAACAAGCACACGGACGAGUCUCUGGGCGACUGUUCCUUCCUCAACACCUGUUUCCACAUGGACACCUGUAAAUACGUGCACUACGAGAUCGACGCCUGCGCGGCCACGCCCCCGCGCAGCCCCGCCCGCGCGCGGCCCCGCCCCCGCUCCCCUCCCCCGCCCGAGCUGCCGCGGGCCCCGCCCCCCGACGCCGGCGCCGACCGCCUGUUCCCGCCGCAGUGGAUCUGCUGCGACAUUCGCUACCUGGACGUGUCCAUCCUGGGCAAGUUCGCCGUGGUGAUGGCGGAUCCGCCCUGGGACAUCCACAUGGAGCUGCCCUACGGAACGCUGACCGACGACGAGAUGCGGCGCCUCAACAUCCCCGUGCUGCAGGACGAGGGCUUCCUCUUCCUCUGGGUCACCGGCAGGGCCAUGGAGCUGGGCCGUGAGUGCCUCAAUCUCUGGGGGUACGAGCGCGUGGACGAGAUCAUCUGGGUGAAGACGAAUCAGCUGCAGCGAAUCAUCCGCACCGGCCGCACCGGCCACUGGCUCAACCACGGCAAGGAGCACUGCCUGGUGGGGGUGAAGGGGAAUCCCCAGGGCUUCAACCGGGGCCUGGAUUGUGACGUCAUCGUGGCCGAGGUGCGCUCGACCAGCCACAAACCCGACGAGAUCUACGGGAUGAUCGAGCGGCUCUCGCCGGGAACGCGGAAAAUCGAACUCUUCGGCCGCCCCCACAACGUCCAGCCCAACUGGUUUAAGUGA